AUGGGAAAAUCAAAACUGGGCAAAGCCAAUUCCGGGGAUCUAGUGUAUGACCCCAAAUCAAAAACCUCGGUCAUUCCCAGUGUUGCCCCAAAAACCAUUCAGCCAAAACAUCAAUACCAGCGACUCAAUUACCUUUACCAACUAUCCACCAUCCUCACCGUUGAAAAACAUCCUGAAUUGGCGCGGAUCUGCGCGAAGAAUAUGGUGCAGAUAUCUCAGAAAACCGUCACCAAAAUGAAACCCAGCAUCAAGCGGAAAUUGUGCAAGAAGUGUAACAGUGUCUUGAUCCCAGGAAUCAAUUGUCAAGUGAGAUUAUUGAAUUAUGAAGCCAAGGAUAGUGGUAAUUCAAAAGGUUCUAAAAUCGAAAAGAAUGAGAAUAAUUGUCAUGGUGAGAUACUGAAGAAAAUAAAUACAAGUGUUUCUGGGAGCACAAAUGAUGAUGAGUUUAAUAAUCGUGGGAGCACCACCACGAUGGAUGAUGAUGGUGAUGAUGAUGGUGGUGGUGGUGAUGAUUCCAAACCCAAGAUUACCACUACUCAGGAAGAUAAUGGGAAUUCCCCCAAUGAGACUAUUGAGGAGAUUUCUACAGUAUUCAAACUUCCGAAGCUGGCAUGCUUGCAAAUUACCUGCCUUGGAUGCAAUACCAUUGCCAGAAGGUAUCCGGUGGGUAAAAAUAUCGAAUACAAGUUAUGGCAUGAUGAUCCUGAAUAUUGUUUGGAUGUUAAUUGA
Molecule: messenger RNA, 729 nt
Organism: Saccharomycopsis crataegensis
Lineage: Eukaryota; Fungi; Ascomycota; Saccharomycetes; Ascoideales; Saccharomycopsidaceae
Gene: RPR2
Product: ribonuclease P protein subunit RPR2
Exons: 1
Coding region: 1-729 (242 amino acids)
Biological process (GO): tRNA processing
Cellular component (GO): nucleolar ribonuclease P complex
Source: RefSeq, a predicted model, not a curated record